GUAACGAAGUACUGCGAAUAAACCGCGAUUGUUACUCUCGAGAGAAAUUUGCAAUAACCAAAAAGGGUAAAAAUUGAAGCGAAAGUAGCAGUAGCCAUUAGAUAUUUAGGAUAAGGUCUACGAUGUUAAUUGGAAAGUAAUUUAAUAACUAAACUCAGCACACAGUUCUCGCCAUGACAGCAGUGAAAAUUCAUGGUGGAAUUGACAUCUUGCGUCUUCCUGUUAAUCAAGAAGAACAUGUAUUUCCACCGUGGCAUAUUAAAUACACACAAUCACACAUACUUCAUUCAAAAUGUUCCAAAAGUGAAAACAGCUGUGGCAAUAAGGAUUCUAAUCCCUGUCAAUUUUGCAUUUUCAGCCGUACAUUAGAACUACCACAUAUGCCAGAUAUGGUAUUUCCAAACAAUAUACUAACUUUAAAGCAUCAGAAUGGUGCAACAUUACAAUUUAAUGCCUUAGAUGCUUUGAAAACUGUUUCAAAUGGAAAAAUUAAUAUUCAGCUAGCAUGUGCAGAAGCUUGGAAGGAAUCCAGAUCAGAGAGCAGUGAAUAUUUGGAGGAAAAACUAAAACCAUUUGAUUGGACAUUUACCACCACUUAUACUGGUACAAUAUCUAACUUUGAAGUACAGGAAACUAACGAGCGAAUUGAUGUGGAUAAGUUAAGGAGAAGAGAUAAGAUCUUGUUUUAUCAUGACAUAACAAUGUUUGAAGAUGAACUUCAUGAUAAUGGUAUUGCAGUGUGUUCUGUAAAAAUUCGUGUUAUGCCGACUAGUUUUUUCAUUUUAUUGAGAUAUUUUUUGAGAAUUGACGGUGUAAUGUUGAGGAUAAACGACACACGAAUUUAUCAUGAGUUUGGUCAAGAUUAUUUAUUGAGAGAGUAUACAUCAAGGGAAGCCAAAGUUGAAGAAAUACGCGCUCCUCCAUCACUUUUUAUUGAACCAAGUGAAAUAGCUCCACAUUUACCUUUAACUGGAUGUCAGUAUCAUAAACUAAUAAUUACUUCAAAUAAAACGGAAUCUGUUUAAAAUAAUGAAUGGGUUAAGGAAACAACAACUGGUGCUACAUCGGUUAGAGCCAAUACAAGUGAAGCAGACAGUUCUGUUACUUAAAAUUUGCACUUCCAUAUGACUGUAUCACAGUUUGAAAUAGCUAAUAAUUGAGCAAAAUUCUUACAAUUUGAC
This is a messenger RNA of Habropoda laboriosa, 1181 nucleotides long. Its product is annotated as TIP41-like protein. The transcript has 6 exons. The coding region runs from base 174 to 1025 and encodes 283 amino acids. Lineage: Eukaryota; Metazoa; Arthropoda; Insecta; Hymenoptera; Apidae. Gene Ontology annotation, biological process: TOR signaling. Gene Ontology annotation, cellular component: cytosol. The record is from RefSeq and is a predicted model, not a curated record.